AUGGAAUACGAUUUUCAAAGCCGACCUUCUUCAGUAAGAUUUAUCUUAAUUUAGGCAUUUAACUUAAAAGGAAGACCUGAUAGUGCUAAAUCACGCUUACCAUCUUAAUUGUCAAACACUUAUGGAGGCACUAAGAAGUUACCGAAUGUUAGACCGCAUUCAGCUGUAGUGACAAAAAAUUCGAAACUGUAAAUAAUUUUUACUAUUAUUAGAGGAAAGAAAAGAACAGAUGAAGAGGUUAUUUUAGAAGAGUAAGAUUAUGAUAAUUUUGAUAAGCAAGGAAUAGAGUAAUUAUAAUUGUUAAAAAUUAAGUAUUAAUGCCAUUUUAUUAAAUCCACCUUCAUAAAUUGGGGAUAAAAAGUUACCAAAAAAUAUUAAAAAAGAAAAGGAAACUUUAUAUGAAGAACAAAUAGAACUCAAAUAAUAAAUCAAUAAGAUCAAAGAGGAGAAUGUGAGAUUGAAAACUAAAAAUGGGUAACUUUAAAAGGAAAAUUCAAAAUUGGAAAAGCUACUUGAAAAUUUGGAUAGCUAUAUACAAACAGGUUAAGGACAUCAAGCAUUGGGGGAUCAUAUUUUAAUGAAUAAUCUAAAGAAGACUCUGAAAGAUGUGAAAUCAUAAUUAACAGAAAAAGAGGCCGAGUUAUCGAUAUUGAAGAAACACAUUAAAGUUACUAAGAUAUAAGAGAUCGAAGCUGAAUUAAAAAACUAUAUAGAAGAAUCAAUAAGACUUAGAAGUUUAUUAGAUUAAGCUCUGAGGAAUUAGGCAGCCUAAAAAAUGUAUAUAAGAUUUUAAUUUUUAGGGCUGUUUAGAUGGAUAAUUUUGAGGAGAAAUUCUAUGUGUAAAUGAAGGUUAUCAAUUCUCUCCAAUAGGAAAUGGAUUAGUUUAAUGGGUUAAUCAAAUAAAAGGACGAGGAACUAUUCAAUGCUUAAGUUAAGUGUGAAUAGUAUGAUAUGUUGAAGACAAGAGCAGAGGAGUAAUCAGAAUAUCUAAAAUAAUAAGUAUAAGAAUAUAAUGAUAAAUGUGAAAUCCUAUAAUAAGAAAUCUAAAAUUUAAAGACCAUAAAUAACAAUUUAAUUAUUAAAGCUACCAAAACUCAUAAUGAUGAUCUGCACAUUAGAGAAUUAGAAUAGAAUAUCAUAGAUCUUAAAAUUAAUAUUGAUGAAAGGAAUGAAACUAUAAAACAAUUAGAAAAACACAUAUAAGAGAUGAAACAUUAUGAAUAAGAGAAUUUCAAAUAAUAAGAAAGAGAGAGAAAACAGUUGGAAAAUGAUAUGGAAUAUUAUAAAAACUAAUUUGAAUUGGUGGAUGAAAAAUAUAAGAAUUUACUAUUAUAAGUUGCAUAGUAAGAUUUCCAGGAAGAAUAUCCGCAAUAAUAGAAAUCAGACAGAAAAAGUGCAAGAACUUCAACUGUUAAAUUGGCUACAAUGGGCACUAUGGCUGUUAUACCAAGUUUUGAAAAGGAUUCUAAACCUCCUCUUUCAUAAUUGCCUAUUAACUAACCACAUCAUCACAAUUAGGGUAGUUAAUUGGGAUUAAUUCAAGAAGAGAAGCCAAGCUAAAAACAACGACCAUAAAGUGGUGGAGUUAGAAGAAGAAGAACAGUUAAAUAAGAAGAUAUUAAGGAUCUAGGCUUAGAAUUGAACAUGAGGUUUAGAUUGAAAAAAUUAAAAUUAGAAGAUGUGGUUGAAAAUGAUCUUUUUGAUGCUUAGAUAAAAUAAAAAGGCAGGAUUUCUAUUAAGGAUAUUGCUUUGAAAUUAAGUGACAGUCCUUUUGAGUUGAAGGAUGUAGAGAAAAUGUACUUAUUGGCUAGAUAUAUGAUUGAAGAUAACACUUAAGAUUGGGUGGAAUAUGAUGAAGAAGCCACUUGUCAAUUAUAGAUAGUGAGAAGCAUAUUCAAAUAAUUGAUAGGAAAAUGUAGAAUAUUUACAGAGGAUGAAGAAAGACAAUAUAGUAAUGAGAUAAGUGCAUAAAUUAUGAAAUUUAAAAAGUCAAUCUUAUCAUAUCUCCCUACAUUUAAUUAGCCUCAACUGACAAAAGAUUAGUUGACAAAAGCAUUUAAUUAUAUUGGAAUAAGUCUUAGCAAUGAAGCCUUUGAUUACUUUUUUUUAAGACUAUUUGAGUUAUAAGGGGAAUCUGAUGUUCGUAAAUUUGACUACAAAUUGGUUAUAGAAGAGUGGGGGAAGGAAGAAAAAGAAUAAAAUAGUAUAAAUUCUUAUCAUAUCUAGAAAAACAAAAGCAACAAGAGAGACGAGAUACAAAGCUUAACACAAACUUUACUUAUGGAUAAAAAUUUAGUAUCGAAAAAUGAU
Paramecium octaurelia is the source of this 2310-nucleotide messenger RNA. The record is from the annotation of a GenBank genome assembly. NCBI's taxonomy places the organism in Eukaryota, Ciliophora, Oligohymenophorea, Peniculida, Parameciidae.